AUGCCUCCAGUUACUCGAAGACGCGCGAAGGAUGCUGAAAAUGGAAUUGAGAGCGAAAUAAUCUUACCCAAAGAAUCACCGCGCGCGAAGCGGUGGAAAUCAACGGGGAACAAUAACAACACCGAAAAUGAAGGCGCUGCUUCUCCAGUACAAGAAAUAAGAGAUUCCAAACAACAGAAGUUAUCUGUGCGCACGCGAGAAGACGAAAGUACGGGUACCGGUCGAAAAACACACCUUGAAGUAGAAAUACCUACGAGCCCAAAACCUAAGAAUUCCCGAACAGACGCAGUACCAGAUUCCCAAGAUAAAGAAGAGAAAUCAUAUGGAUCAGACUCCGCAUUACUCUCGAGCGUCUCGAAGCAGUUAGAAGAGGAGGCAAGCCAAAGAUUAGCUUCUUCACAGUCGCAAUCGCAAGAGCUUGAUCAAACACCUGCCCCUAAGACCAAGGGGAAACAUCUUGUCUUUGACGAUGAUGACGAUGUAGAGAACUUCGUUGCGGCGGCGGCAGAAGUAAGCAAGAAGGUAGAGGUAGAUAACACUAAAGACGAAGAGGAAGAGAGUGAUGACGACGAUGCGCCUGAAGCCGUGUCGACACAGGCCGCUGCCAAGGAGGUACAAAAAUCAACUCAGGCAGCUUUAGAUGCCGCCGAGAAACAAACCGCCAAUCUAAAACGAAAGCGCCAAGAAAGAGACAACCUCUUCAAACAACAAGCCGAGCACCGCAAACGAUCCCGCGCAGAAGUCCAAGUCCACCAAUCCAAACGCCUACGCAAAGGCACCGCCUCCAACAACGACUCAGACUCCGACGGCAUACCCGAGGUCGAAACGGCCGUAACAACCGGCCGGCGGCGCGCGCAGAAACACGUCGUCCCUACACACCUACCCGCCGAGUUCCUCACGGAUUCGAGCGAGGGUGAAGACGAAGACGAAGCAGACAAUGAUGGCCAAAUCCUAAAGAAGCGCAAGAAACUGUCCGGCCCACAGCCUACAAAAAUCACGUUCGACGACGACCAGCCCAAGAGACCGCGCGACCGCGUCGCCGGGUCGACUAAGUACAGGGUUUUAGCCGAGCAGGGCGAUGCGCGGCUCGCGCCGCGGGCGCGCAGGGAUGCUCGGGUGUCGAAGGAGAGCUUGUUGAAGAGGAAACGGGUUGGUGUGGUGCCGACGAAGGGGACGGGGAAUGGGAAGGGGUUUUUUGUUAAGCGGUAG
This is a messenger RNA of Daldinia childiae, 1209 nucleotides long. Its product is annotated as putative sporulation protein. Gene Ontology annotation, biological process: rRNA processing. The transcript has 2 exons. NCBI's taxonomy places the organism in Eukaryota, Fungi, Ascomycota, Sordariomycetes, Xylariales, Hypoxylaceae. The record is from RefSeq and is a predicted model, not a curated record. Gene Ontology annotation, molecular function: snoRNA binding. Bases 1 to 1209 code for a protein of 402 amino acids.